UGCCUGUCUGUCUCUCCCCAGAUCAAAGAUGGCGAUGUCCGUGUUCUCAGGCGUGCGCCUCCUCUCCAUCGGAGACGCCAAUGGAGACAUACAACGACAUUCAGAGCAGCAGCCUUUGCGACUGGAGAUCAAAACCAACCAAGACGCGGCUCUUAUAAGUCUCUCGAACAAUGAGGAAACAUGUGUGUUUAAGUGUUCGGUGUCGCGGGAGACAGAGUGCAGUCGUGUUGGGAAGCAGUCCUUCAUCAUUACUCUGGGUUGUAACAGUGUCCUCCUGCAGUUUGCAUCUCCAGCAGAUUUCUCAUCAUUCUAUAACCUCUUAAAAAACUGCCGUGGACACAGGGGUGAACGUUCAGUCUUCAGUGAAAGGACAGAGGAGUCCUCAGCUGUACAGUAUUUCCAGUUUUAUGGCUACCUCUCUCAGCAACAAAACAUGAUGCAGGAUUACGUCCGAACUGGAACAUAUCAACGGGCCAUCCUCCAGAACCACACUGACUUCAAGGAUAAAGUGGUGUUGGAUGUUGGUUGUGGCUCUGGGAUUCUGUCAUUUUUCGCAGCUCAGGCCGGAGCCCGUAAAGUCUAUGCUGUGGAGGCCAGCACCAUGGCUCAACAUGCAGAGGUGCUUGUGAACAGUAACAGGCUGACAGAACGUGUUCUAGUGAUUCCUGGGAAAGUGGAGGAGGUGACCCUACCUGAGCAGGUGGACAUUAUCAUCUCUGAACCCAUGGGCUACAUGCUGUUCAAUGAAAGGAUGCUGGAGAGCUAUCUACAUGCCAAGAAAUUCCUCAAGCCGAGUGGCAAAAUGUUUCCCACCAUUGGAGACGUUCACAUCGCACCUUUCACAGAUGAGCAGCUUUACAUGGAGCAGUUUACAAAGGCCAAUUUCUGGUACCAGCCAUCUUUCCAUGGGGUGGACUUGUCUGCGCUUAGAGGAGCUGCAGUAGAUGAGUACUUCAGACAGCCUAUUGUGGACACUUUUGACAUCAGGAUCCUGAUGGCAAAAUCAGUGAAAUAUACAGUCAACUUUUUAGAAGCUAAAGAAGAGGAUCUUUACAAGAUAGAAAUCCCCUUCAAAUUCCACAUGAUGCAUUCAGGGCUUGUGCACGGGCUGGCUUUCUGGUUUGACGUGGCAUUCAUAGGAUCAGCGGUGACAGUGUGGCUCUCUACUGCUCCCACAGAACCCCUCACUCACUGGUACCAGGUGCGCUGUCUGCUGCAGUCACCUCUCUUUGCCAAGGCAGGUGAUACCAUGUCAGGCACUGCGCUUCUAAUUGCCAACAAGAGACAAAGCUAUGACAUUAGUGUUGUUGCUCAAGUAGACCAGACAGGUUCCAAGUCCAGCAAUCUACUUGAUCUCAAGAACCCCUUCUUCCGGUACACAGGCACAACACCGGCCCCUCCUCCAGGUUCACACUAUUCCUCCCCCUCCGAGAACAUGUGGAAUACUGGGGGUACUUACAGCAUGAGCCAAGGGAUGCCUGCAGCCUAUGACCUCAGCACUGUCAUUGGUGGCAGUGGGUCAGCUGUGUCCCACAACAAUCUCAUCCCCCUUGGUACAGACAUGCAUGCAUUGAACACUGGGAUUGUGAACCAUACUCACUCCAGAAUGGGCUCAAUUAUGAGCACAGGAAUCGUCCAGGGGGCCACAACUGCCCAGCAGGGUCCCAGCAGCAGCAAUCCACAUUACCCCGUCACCAACCAGUUCACCAUGGGUGGCCCUGCUAUCUCCAUGGCAUCUCCUAUGGCCAUCCCCAGCAACACCAUGCACUAUGGGAGCUAAGGCCAUUGGAUGGCCUCUGCAUGUCCAGACCCUCACCCCUAACCCCCCUCUCCAAACCGACCGCAGCCAAAUUCAGAAUACCAAAACAAGCGCACCAGUCUCUGAUCAUCACUUUAUACUCUCACUAUACAUACAGUAUAUAGAUAUACAUGUAUACGAAUAUAUAUUCUACAUUCUGUCUCUUUCUCUCACUGGUGUUUUAUUCGUACAUAUCCGUCCUGCGACGCUAUAACGUCAGCACAUGCACAGACAUUUGGCCAGUCAAUAAGUUUGAGGUGUGUCACUGUAACUCUUCCCCCACUAUAACACACAGCACCUGCUCCACAACCAGCCACUUGGCAGCAGCACUUGUUUGUAAGCAUGCUGAAAAAGCACAAACCAGAGACUCAAAACCCAGUGGAACAGAACUCGACUGGAAGAUUGGUCGCUGACAACGGGACAAUAUAUAUAUAUAUAUAUAUAUAUAUAUAUAUAUAUAUAUAUAUAUAUAUAUAUAUAUAUAUAUAUAUAUAUAUAUAUAUAUAUAUAUAUAUUUUUUUUUUUAUAUACAAAUGCUUUACAGGUGUGCACAUGUUUCCUUGUCAAAGUCCCACCAUUUUUAAGGCACACAUGGACAUUAAUUCAAGAUCUUUUGCAGGAUCUUGUCACUAUUCCUAAAACUCUGAAUCCGUUCUGCUCCAUUGAAACUACACUUUGCUGUCGGCUUUUAAGUUUCCCAUGACAUCGACAAGCCGUUGCAUCUCUAUUCAUUCAGCAUGGACUUUAGACAGCCACCUUGACUCACCUAGAUGUUUGUAACCUCCCAUCGCUCACCAGAAGUGAUGGACACAUGCUGUAGAUGCUCGCAAAUCUCUGGUGGAACCUGCCUGUAGACCCAAUAGCAUUGAUGGAGAUCAUCUUACUUCUCGUUCCAUAUAUGACUGUGUUCAUUGAGUGCUUUUAAAGUAGUGCAGUCCCAGAUUGUAUGUUGCUUGGUGUUCCCUGAGGUGAAUCCGGAGCAUGGUUUAUCAAGACCACUUCUGUCAAUUACCUACCACAACAUCACGCAGAUCUGACUCUUAUAAUUGACAAAUGAAUUUAGUCAGCCAGUUUAUGAGGACAAAAAGGUUUCAGGAAAAUAAGAUCAGUCCCAAACCCUCUGCUACCUGCCAAGGAGGACCACGGAAGGCUAGGAAGGACAGUCAGCAUUGGAGGGAGGAUGACAGAAGGAUGAAUGAUAUAAACGGUGAGGUCUGUGGACACACGGAACCGCUACAGCAGUAAUGCUGUUUUGGAAAUGCAGUAUCCUAGUUUACAUCCCCAAACCCUUUCUUGUCAACUUCUGUGUGUUGUGAGACUUGUUGGGGGAUUUUAGAGGAGAUUUAAGUUCCUGACUAGCCAUAACUCUCCUCAUCGUUUCCUUACUCUCACUCUCCCUCCUUUACUUCAUACGCUGGGGAAAUGAAACUCCCUGCAAAGACUUAAGUUGUAAGCAUUGCUUCCAGUCACACAUUUUCAGUUAAUUUGGGUUUGAUUUAGCAACUAUCAUGAGAUAAAGCCAUGCCUGCUAGUUUGUAGAAUACAUUUUUUUUUCUUUCACAGAAAGCAACAGACAAAAAAAGAGCUAAUUAAAUCCUAAAAAGUGUGGCUACUUGCAGUAGCAUUCUAUUUUUUAUUUUGUGUGUGUUUUUGUUGUUGCAUAGUCCUUUGCAAAUCCAAUAUGGUGCAAAAACAUGUAGAGAUAAAAACAGAAAUUUAUGGUUUGGACAUAUGUAAUCAGCAUUUGUUGAAUUUUUGGGUAAUGCAUAAACGGGUACAUGGCUUAAGAUUUAUUAUUGUCUGCUUCCAAAUGAAGCAAAAUAUCCUAAUGGGAUACCCAGAAAUGAAACCUCUUGUCAUUAUUUACUCACCCCAUCUUGUUUGGCAACCACAUUUCUUUAUAUCCUCUGUGGAACACAAAAGGGGAAAGUUUCCUUACAAUAAGACUGACAAUUUACUCUAUAGUUGUCCAUAUUGUCCAGCUUGGCCAUUUUUCAACAUUUCUUCUUGUGUGAAAAAGUCAUACAGGUAUGGAUCGGUGCAGUGAGGGUGACAGAAUUUUUGGUGAACCAUUCCUUUUUAGACAAAAACUGAGCACUAUUAGCCACACCUGUACACCUACAUAUUCAUGUAAUUAUCUAAUCAGCCAAUCAUGUGGAAGCAGUGCAUAAGAUCAUGCAGAUACGGGUCAAGAGCUUCAGAUGUUAUUCACAUCAACCAUUAGAAUGGAGGAAAAAUUUGAUAUCAUUGAUUUCGAUCAUGAUAUGAUUGUUUGUGAUUUGAGUAUUUCUGUAACUGCUGAUCUCCUGGGCUUUUCAUACACAACAGCCUCUAGUGUACUUAAAAACACCCAGAGCGUGGCCGUUCUGCACAUGGAACGCUUUGUUGAUGAGAGAUGUAAAUGGAGAAUGGCCAGAUACGUUUGAGCUGACAGAAAGGCUUUGGUAACUGAUAGCCACUGUACAAUUGUAGAGCGCAGAAUAGCACCUCAGAAAGCACAACACGUCGAACCUUGAGGUGGAUGGGCUACAACAGCAGAGCACGUUGGGUUUCACUUCUGUCAUCCAAGAACAGAAAAUUGAGGCUGCAGUGGGAUCAGGAUCACCAAAACUGGAAAAAAUUUAUCCUGGUCUGAUGAAUCUCGAUUUCUGUUUAGGCACACAGAUGGGGUCGUAAUUUGGCACCAACAGCAUGAAUCCAUAGACCCAAACUACCUUGGUGUAAUGGUGUGGGGAAUGUUUAACUGGCACACUUUGAGCCUGUUAAUACCAAUCAAUCAUUGCUUGAAUGCCACAAACUAUUUGAGUAUUAUUGCUGACCAUGUACAGCCCUUCUUGGAUGUACAUGGUCAGCAAUAAUACUAGUAUCUUCUAAUAAUAAUAGUAUCUUAUAAUGGCUACUUCCAGCAUGAUAAUGCAUCAUGUCACAAAGCAAAAGUCAUCUCAAACUGGUUUCAUGAACAUGACUUCCCUGUUUUUCAGUGGCUUUCCCAGUCACAAGAUCUGAAUCCAAUAGAACACAUUUGGGAUGCGGUAGAAUGGGAGAUUUGCAGCAUGAAUGUGUAUCUGACAAAUCUGCAGAAAUCGCUUGAUUUGAACAUGGACCAGAGUCUCAAAGGAAUUUUAUACAAGAUCUUGUGGAAUCCAUGCCACAAAGAAU
Xyrauchen texanus (razorback sucker) is the source of this 4957-nucleotide messenger RNA. It is a transcript of the gene carm1, whose product is annotated as coactivator-associated arginine methyltransferase 1. NCBI's taxonomy places the organism in Eukaryota, Metazoa, Chordata, Actinopteri, Cypriniformes, Catostomidae. The transcript is spliced from 16 exons. Gene Ontology annotation, biological process: peptidyl-arginine methylation. The record is from RefSeq and is a predicted model, not a curated record. The coding region runs from base 29 to 1780 and encodes 583 amino acids. Gene Ontology annotation, molecular function: protein-arginine N-methyltransferase activity.